CUCAGGAAUUUGUGGUAAAUAAGCAUACAAAAGUGGUCCAGAUCAUAACCUUAAAAUGGAGGGUGUUUACAAAGGAAAGAUUCGAUGCGUGAUUGUGAACAAUUUCAUCACCUACAAUGCAGUGAAGAUCUACUUUGGACCCUAUUUGAAUGUCAUCCUGGGCCCCAAUGGCUGUGGCAAGUCGACGAUUGUGGCUGCAAUUGUGAUUGCAAUGGGCGGGAGUUGCAACACUUUGGCGCGUGGGAAGCAGCUGAAGGACUUCAUAAAGAACGGCACGAACAAGGCGGCGAUUGCUGUGGAGAUUUACGAGGAUGACGCGCAGAAUACUGUCGAGUUUUACCGCUCCUUUGAUGACCAAAACAAUCUGAGAUUCAAAGUGAACAAGAAGAAAGUGUCACAGAAGGCCUACAUGGAGCGCGUCAGGGCAUUCAACAUCCAAGUGGACAACCUGUGUCAAUUUCUGCCGCAGGAUCGUGUGCAGGACUUCUCUAAGCUGAAUCCACAGGAGUUGUUUGUUAGCACGCUGAAGUCUGUAUGUGAUGAGGAGAUGCAGCAGAUGUAUCAGGAGCUGCUGGCGAUGGAGAAGCAGGCAAGUAGUUCGGGCACGGAGUUGGGCAAGUGGCGAACGGAUCUGAAGGAGGCGCAGACACAGAAUGACCAGCUGAGGGUAAAGAUUGCCAACAUGGAGAUGCACUCGAGGCUGCAGGAGAUGGUGCAAGUGGGAAAAAUGAAGAAGCUGCACUUGCAAGCGGAGGAACUCACCGGGAAGAUGACAGACUGCAAGAAGGAUUGUGAGACUGCAGUGAGAGGACUGAAGGAUAAACAGAAGCUGCUGGAGCCGAUUAAGAAGGAGAGUGAGCAAUUCCUCCAGCAGAUCAGGAAGCUUGACGCUGAUAUCACUACGCAUAGGAAUGGCAAGGAGAAGAUCAGCGCGGAGCUGUCUAAGCUCGAUGCCGAGACUGAGAAGAUCGAGGAGGAAGUCCGUGAGGCCAGGCAGAACUUCCGGAACGCCAAGAGGCAGAAGGAGAGUCAGGAGGAGGACAUAAUCAACUGCACCAACAUACUGUCAGGCCUGGUGGGUCAACUGCAGGCGGCUGCGGAGAACAAGCCGGAGAUAGACAGGCAGAAGAGCACUCUGCAGGCGCAGGUUAAAACAUUGCGUGAGCAGGAUGAGACAAUGAUGCGCGAGCGCCUCGAUUUGACCGAGAGGGUGGAGAAUCAGAUCCAGACGGAGAUGCAGCGAAUGACGAGGUUGAUUGCCAUGUGUGAGACGCCAGAACAGCAGCACCUGGAAGCGCUGAAGCUGCGCCAUCCGGACAUGUACAGGGCGACAAUGUGGCUGCGCGAGAAUCGCCAGAUAUUCAGCGGCCGGAUUUAUGAUCCUAUCGCGCUGGAGCUGAAGGUGAAGAACAAGGAUGACGCGAAGUUCCUGGAGAACACGAUCAGCGUGCGUGACUUCACGGCAUUCCUAUGCGAGAAGACGGAGGAUGCGAAGAAGCUGAUCAAGAAGUUGACGCACGAGAUGAAGCUGAAGGUGAAUAUUGUGCAGAGCGAUACAGCGACUCAGGUGAACUACAAGCCGAACAUUCCCAUUGAUGAGAUCAGGCGCUUCGGUUUCAGGCAGUAUCUGUUGGACAUGGUAGAGGGCCCGUGUCCGAUUCUCAACUUCCUCUGCCAGGUGUACAAUCUGCACAACAUUCCCGUAGGCGACGACAGCACGGAUGAGAAGCUGGAUGAGGUGACAGAGUGGGGCAGGGUGCAGUUGCUCUUCACGCGCACUCAUCGCUUCUCUCUGGCCAAGUCGCGCUAUUCCAGCGCCACGACGACCACGUGCACUGAGAUCUCGGGCAAGGGCUUGCUCAGCACGCCGACGGAUCAGUCGAAGCUACGCAGCUAUCAGGAGAAGCUGCAGGAGUUGACCAAACUACGCGAUGAACAGCGAUCGCUGAUCAGCCAGUACGAGUCACGGAUGAGACACAAUGCGGAGACGACGAGGGAGUUGCAGGUGAGGCUGAGGGAUGUUGUGGCGAAAGGGGUGCAAAUUGGGCGACUGCAGCAGCGCGUGCAGGAGCAGAAGGAGCAGCUGAAUCACAUCCAGGGAUUGGUGAUUGAUCUGGACGUGGAGAAGCGCAAGUAUCAGGGUGGCGUGAAGGCAUCCCUGAAGAAAUCGCUGGCGCUGCAGCUGCAGAAGGUCGAUAAGAUGGGCGUGUGGAAGAAUCAUUCCAAGCAGUUGGCGUUAAAUCGGGAAAUGCUGAAAAAGGUCAACGAGAGCAACAGUGAUCUGAAGAGGCGCCUUUGCGAUGCUGAAGGCGCUGUGGCGAAUUCGCAGAGUCUCGUAGAUCAGAUAAAAGGUUCGCUGGAGGGAAUCAAGAAGAGGAUCGUGGAGAAGAGGAAUGAGAUUAAGGCGCUUCAGGUGGCGAUGUUUCCCGCCGACAUGAAGUACGAAGAGCACGAGCAUUUCCGCGCCUUCGCCGCCACGAUGGACCAGUUGGAGGAGCAGCUGGAUGCGCUGCAGGCGCAGGUGGAUUGCAUGGAGGGCCACAAUGAGGCCGUGAUUGCGGAGUACGAAGCCAGGGAGAAGACGAUCGAGGAGUUGCGGGAGAAGAUCAAGAACAGCAGUGCUCAGCAUCAGGACAUGCAGAAGAGGAUGAGUGAGAUGCACAAGAAGUGGUUUCCGGCCAUUGAGGAGAUCAUCAUUGGGAAGAUCAGCCGCAAGUUUUCCCUCUUCCUGGCGUCCAUGAGCUACGCAGGAGAUUUGGGGCUGACCAGGAAAGAUGAUUAUCAAUACUCGAGCUAUGGCAUCGAGAUCAUGGUGAUGUUCCGCAACACGGAGACUCUGCAGCGGCUCAACAGAUUCGUGCAGUCGGGCGGCGAGAGAACCGUGGCCAUUGCGACGUUCACGCUGGCGAUGCAGCAGCUGAACCAGGUGCCCUUCCGCUGCGUGGACGAGAUUAAUCAGGGCAUGGACCCGAAGAACGAGCGCAAGAUCUUCGAACUGCUGGUGGACGAAACUGCACAGCCCGGAAUGUGCCAGUAUAUCUUCGUCACGCCGAAGCUGCUGCCCAACCUCAGGGCCAACGAGCACGUGACCUUUCACACAGUGUUUAAUGGGCCGUACAUCCGAAGUGCCAUCACGUUCCUGCCGGCCGACCCGCGGACCAUCACGCAAGCGCAUCAGGGAAAUACGGCGAACUGAACUUGAGGGGGGUUUCUUAAGAAGGUGAAGUAGAAGGGAAUGUGAUGGGAUGAAAUAGAUUAAGGCUCUAGGAUUUAAGACGUUGUUUAUUAUGAAUUUGAGAAGUUUUGAGCAAAGAGUAUUUAAGCAAAUGGGGUUUGAAUAAAAAUCACAGAGACUGAGAAGUUGAAUAUCGUUAAGUUUUCUUCAUACAUAUUCCUAUGUUUUUGUUCCAUGAAGUGAAAUGAAUUAAA
Messenger RNA from Phlebotomus argentipes, 3429 nucleotides. RefSeq names its product structural maintenance of chromosomes protein 5 (gene SMC5). NCBI's taxonomy places the organism in Eukaryota, Metazoa, Arthropoda, Insecta, Diptera, Psychodidae. The record is from RefSeq and is a predicted model, not a curated record. Gene Ontology annotation, biological process: double-strand break repair via homologous recombination. Bases 56 to 3196 code for a protein of 1046 amino acids. Gene Ontology annotation, cellular component: Smc5-Smc6 complex. The transcript is spliced from 4 exons. Gene Ontology annotation, molecular function: ATP binding; ATP hydrolysis activity.